Messenger RNA from Perca flavescens (yellow perch), 1720 nucleotides. RefSeq names its product nitric oxide synthase interacting protein (gene nosip). NCBI's taxonomy places the organism in Eukaryota, Metazoa, Chordata, Actinopteri, Perciformes, Percidae. Gene Ontology annotation, cellular component: nucleus. The transcript is spliced from 10 exons. The record is from RefSeq and is a predicted model, not a curated record. Gene Ontology annotation, molecular function: ubiquitin protein ligase activity. The coding region runs from base 125 to 1063 and encodes 312 amino acids.
GCAGGGGGCGCUAUGCGACCCGUCAUAAAAGCAAAAGAAGAAGAAGAAGAAGAAGAAGAAGAAGAAAACAACACGAACUUCUGUCGAUGCUAGGUUAACCAGGUAAAGCACAAGUAGAAGUAGAAUGACUCGCCAUGGAAAGAACUGCACGGCCGGAGCUGUGUACACGUACCACGAGAAGAAGAAAGACACGGCGGCGUCUGGUUACGGCACACAGAGCAUCCGACUGGGCAAAGACGCCAUCAAAGACUUUGACUGCUGCUGCCUGUCCCUGCAGCCCUGUCGGGACCCUGUGGUGACUCCAGAUGGAUUCUUGUACGAAAAACAGGCCAUCCUCGAAUACAUUUUGCACCAGAAGACGGAAACUGCCAAAAAAAUGAAGGCGUACGAGAAGCAGAAGCAGGUGCAGAAGAGCAGCAGCCAGCUGGAGUCCAAGUCGUCGGAGAGAGAGCGGGUGGAGCUGUUUAAAACGCGGGAGAACAGCAUCGUGUCCAAACCCAUCAACCCCUUCACAUCUGGGCUGAACAGAGGAGGUGAUCCGGGCCGAGCAGACAGCAGCUCGGCGGCAGAGUCCUCUUCGUCCUCUUCGUCCUUUUCGUCCUCUGCGUCCUCGUCCUCGUCCAGCGUCAGCCUACCCAGCUUCUGGGUCCCCUGUCUGACUCCAGAGGCCAAGCCCACUCUGCUCAAGAAACCUAGCAAGGUGGUGUUGUGUCCCAUGUCAGGACGAGCCAUCAGGAUGAACGAGCUUAUCACCGUGCGCUUCACCCCGCUGGACCCCAGCCUGGACCGCGUGGCCCUGCUCACCCGCCAGGACCGGUACGUCUGUGCCGUAACCAGAGACGUCCUAGGAAACAGCGUCCCCUGCGCUGUCCUGCGGCCCUCGGGUGCCGUGGUGACGCAGGAGUGCGUGGACAGGUUGAUCAAGAAGGACAUGAUGGAUCCUGUGACUGGAGACAAACUGUCCGACAGAGACAUCAUCCCCCUCCAGAGGGGGGGGACCGGCUUCGCUGCCUCAGGGAUUGACCUCAGUGCCAAAGAGGCUCGUCCGGUCAUGCAAGUGUGAGGCGAAGGCCCGCGGCGUGCACAGCGGCGUGUCGGGCUGGUUCCGUGGACAGCCUAGCUCACUGACUGCUUCUCCCAGCACGUUCACAACCUUGACCUAUUUUGUCGUCUGCUGAAAUGUCUUUCAUGUUCCCGUAGCUAAUUGGCAUUUUUUCCAUCAUAGACCACCCGUUAUCUGACUAAGUGUCUAUAUGAGACGAGACGAGGCAGAGGACUCCACCUAUGCACCUGUCUGCAGUGUCCCCUGGUCGGGUUGCAGUCUUGCAUCCUUAUCUUGCUCAUUAUAAGGCUCUACAUAAGAGUAGAAUCCAAUGAAUUGAUCUAUCAAUCAUUAAUUGUUUGCCAUGGGAUUAGUUUGAUAGACCGUUCCACCCUGAUGACGAGAUACUGUAAAUGUUUCCUAGCUUUUAUAUUUGAUGCUCAGGGCCAGGCUCUGGUUCCUAUUAAACUGCAUAUAAGUUUAAGUCGUGUUUGCGUGUUGAUAUAUUUUUGACACUUUUAAAUCUGUCUACACCUGCGUGACAUUGUGCAUUCGACACAGUGAUGUCACAUUAUUUUGACCAAAAUGUUAGGUAGACAUGAUGUCAGCUGUUAUAAAGAUCACUUUCAGAGAGUUUCAAGUCAUUACCAUUAAACGUUAAUCAUAUGGAACCCAUAA